AUGGAGGAGCCCACAGCAGCCAACCCAAAGAGCCCAAAACAGGUGCAGCCAAGGCGCCAAUGCUGCCGCAGCUGCGGCGCCAAUGCUGCCGCAGCUGCCACCGCCACCACCCCCAGCACCUCUCCCAUGCCGGACAAUUUCACCACCUACUUCCCCAGGGUUCUGAAGCAGGUUCAUGAGGGCCCGAGCCUCUUGCAGGAGGCUGUGGGUGUCAUGGAUUCGUUCAUUAAGGACAUCUUCGAGCACAUUGCAGACAAGGCCUCUCACCUGGCCUGCUCCACCAAGCGCACCACUAUCACCUCCAGGAAGAUCCAGACAGCCGUGCACGUGCUGCUGCCCGGGGAGAUUGGCAAGUGCGCCGUGUCUCAGACCAGCAAGGCAGUCAUCAGAAGUUCAUUAUGUCUGAUCCAGCAACAGAUAAAAUGCAGAAGUAGAUGUAAGAACACAUCUGAGUUCUUUAGGCCAGAUAUUAAAGAGAUUUUCAAAGAAGCUGGCUACUCCUCCCAGAAGAUCAGCCCCACCCUCAGCCAGCAGAUCAUUUUCCAGCGCAUGUGUCAGGGUUGCAAAAAGACCUGA
This is a messenger RNA of Mustela erminea (ermine), 576 nucleotides long. RefSeq names its product late histone H2B.L4-like. Gene Ontology annotation, molecular function: protein heterodimerization activity; DNA binding; structural constituent of chromatin. Gene Ontology annotation, cellular component: nucleosome. NCBI's taxonomy places the organism in Eukaryota, Metazoa, Chordata, Mammalia, Carnivora, Mustelidae. The transcript is spliced from 3 exons. The record is from RefSeq and is a predicted model, not a curated record. Gene Ontology annotation, biological process: nucleosome assembly. Bases 1 to 576 code for a protein of 191 amino acids.